Molecule: messenger RNA, 685 nt
Organism: Rubroshorea leprosula
Lineage: Eukaryota; Viridiplantae; Streptophyta; Magnoliopsida; Malvales; Dipterocarpaceae
Source: the annotation of a GenBank genome assembly
CUUCUAGAACUUGCCUUGUUUGUGGAUUAUUAUUAAGAAUCAGUGAAUGAAAUUGUGCAAAACCCAAACCAUACCCUUUAGGUUUGCAGAACAUUUGGGUGGUUAUAUGCCUCGUGUUGUGCUCCAGUGUCCUUUGCCACAAAUGAAGGAGUUGUUAGCUCAGGCGUCUUCUCUAGGACAAAAUGGUGCUUUUAAGGAUAUGCUUGAGAUGGACUAUUGAGCACAUUUUAUCCCUUAUUGGAAACCUAAUCUUUUGGACUUUGUAUAUAUGUCCCCCUAAUCUAGGGAUUUACCUUUGAUUUUGUUAUAUGCUGUUUCUUGACCAUUAAGACUAUGAAGCAUUCUGUUUGUGUGGAAUUUAUGGUCUCUGAUUUUGGUAUGACUUUUUCUGACUUGGAAAAGAUCUAAAGUUUGAUUUGGGGUUCAUGACCAUGAAAAAGAUUUGAAAUAUUGAUUGAUUGAUUCUGCACUGCUAUGGCCAUAUGAUGGUUGUCAUAUGAUGGGUAUUAGUUGUCUUAGAUUGUGUGAAGCCAUUCACCAGUCUAAAUGAUUCUAGAUUUGAGUUUUGGGGACAAAACUCCUUUUUAGGAGGGGUGGAUGUGAUACCCCAAAAUUUCUAGAGCAUCAAGUGAGAGUUAGGGACUUAAUUGUGAAGAAAUACUAUUAAUGAACUUAAUGGUAAAUU